AUGAGAACCAAAGCAAGCAACCAAAACAGGUUCAUGCAGUUCAUUACGAUACCAAUUAGGGCUUUGGGCAAAGCCAGAGACUUCUACGUUCGAAUAAUUACGGACUAUGCCCAAAGGGUUACCUAUGGCAGCGCGAUGUACAUUCAAUCGGGACCGAUCCAUAAGUUGUCGAAGAGCUACAACGUGAGCUUUUCGUCAAGAUCAUCGUCUGCGGACAACUAUGAUCUGAGAGAGCUGAUUAGGGUUGCAUCAACGAGGAGAUUGGGAGUUGAUAUGGAUAUGGAUAUGCAAAGGCAGCAGAUGUGGCGGUCCACGGCGGCAGGGGUGGUGCCAAGGAGCUGUAGUGUUAGGAUGGGGAGGAUUGAUGAAGAGAGGCCUUGUGAGUUGUUAUGGCUUUUCCAUUUGGAGCUCUUUGGAAUAAGUUAUUUGAUGUGUAGAACAUGUGUAAAAACCCAGAAUUGGGGAUAA
Molecule: messenger RNA, 468 nt
Organism: Camellia sinensis
Lineage: Eukaryota; Viridiplantae; Streptophyta; Magnoliopsida; Ericales; Theaceae
Source: RefSeq, a predicted model, not a curated record